Messenger RNA from Zingiber officinale, 1724 nucleotides. RefSeq lists its product as uncharacterized. Bases 136 to 1461 code for a protein of 441 amino acids. Lineage: Eukaryota; Viridiplantae; Streptophyta; Magnoliopsida; Zingiberales; Zingiberaceae. The transcript has 9 exons. The record is from RefSeq and is a predicted model, not a curated record.
CCCACCCAGUUCAAUUGGGGAGAGAACCAUGGGGAGGUCUGUCACUGCUACUGCCUUCGCUCUUCCGCUUGUAAAUCUUCCAUCUUCGUCACGGCGUUCGCAUCGAUCCUCGUGAUUCGAUCGCUUCGUCGGCCCAUGGCGUCCCUCUCCGCCUCCCAGCCUCUCUGCUUCCCCGUCGAUGCCGGUGGUCGCGGAGACGGCCGCUCGCCGUCCUUUCUCGAUCUCAGGUUUGGGUUUGAUCGCCGACUCGGGAAUGGGAAGAAGACGAGGCACGUGGGGACUCCUCCCCCGUCCGUGGCUUCCCCCACCAUGAAGCGGGAUUCCCUGCCCGAUUCCAACGUUAAGAUCCUCAGGCUUGCUCGGGAGAAGUUUGUCAAGGAGAUCACUUCAAGUUCUGAUGAUAAAGAUGUGUCACUAGCCAAGGCUAUGUUGCUUGUCGCUGCUGAAGAUGAAGCUUUCAUGUCACUGAAUCGAGAUAUGGAUGCACGUGCAUUACGGAAUGAAAGGGAAGGUGCAACCGACCAAUUUAAUGAUCAAUCAGAAGUUGAGGAUGUUGAAGAAAUAUCUUUAGCUGGGAAGAACAUAUCUGGGUGGUUAAAUGAGUUGGAUGUGUUAGCCAAAGAAGUCGAAGCAGAUUUAAUCUCGAGAGAGAUAGGUUGCCAUCUACUUGAAGUGUUGGAGGCUGUAAACUUUGUUCUCUUUAAAUCAAGAGGUUUCAAAAGAUAUCCCGUUCUAGUAGAUUCAAAAUUUUCAUACUUGCAUACAGUGCUUAACACUGGAUGUGGGAGCGACAUAAUGUUCAGCGUCAUAUAUGUUGAAGUAUGUCAAAGGCUUGGUGUUGCCAUUGUGGGCUCUCCAGUUGGAGAGGAUUUUUUGAUUUGGCCACAGUCUGGGAAUUCAGCGGAACUUUUCAGGAUUGCAUCAGGAAAUAGCCUGUUUUCUACCAUGAAUGGCAAAUGUGUCAAGGAUCCUAGAAGUAAAGCUUCUGAAAUGGACUGCAGUUCACUUUUAAGACUUGAUAUUGCUACAAAGAGAGAUAUCAUUGGGAUUGCUCUAGCUAAUCUGAUUAGACUCUAUUGGAAACGGGCUUCAAAAGCAAAUCAUGGCUUAAUGCUAACUUCUCCACUUAGACCAGUUUAUCCUGGAAAAGACAAAGCUAGCUUGGGAGAGAUUUCAGAUAUUCCACUGUUGCGGCCUCAAUACCUCAGGUUGGCCACUAUGGCUUCUGAAAGGCUAUUGAUACUGCAGCCCAACAACUGGAGUUUAAGGAGAGACCAUGGUAUGCUUCUGUACUACAGCAGGAGGUACACUGAAGCCGUUCAAGAACUUAGCAUUUGCAUGGCUUUUGCACCAGAGGAAGAAGCAGAAAUACUGGAACCAUUUGUUGAGAAGCUGCACCUGCUGCGCCUUCUCGCAUCCUGGGAGUGUUUGGAUCCUGUCGGCACCCUUCCUGUGUCUUGAUAUGCAAUACAGUUAUUUUUAUUUUUAUUUUUUUUCUCAGGUACCUUUUGCGACCAUAUAAAGGCCAUUGAGGUUCUAACCCUGUUUCAGCCACUUGCAUAAACACAUGAAGGGAUUCCUACUACUAAAUUGUAAUCCCAUUAUUGUUCACUGAGGUUUCUUCCCCAUUGCAAAUGGUAAAAAAUGGGGAACGGAGUUGACUGUAAAAGCUUGAUAUCUGUAAAUUUAUAGUGGCGAUGACAUAUGUACGGCCUUAGAUUGAA